ACCACCCAAAAAAAAAAAAUAAUAAAUUAAAAAAACUUUUGAUCUGAAAAUCUUCCUAGAGGAAAGAAAAUUAAUUUCUUUUAUCUUGCCUAUCUGAUUGAUUAUCUUCCCUAGUGGAGUUUUUCUAUAUUCAUGUAUUUUUAUCAUGUUAUGUUUUGUUUUUCUUAAUAUUUUUUUCUUGCUUCAUUUAAUUAAAAUUCCUUGAAAACAAUGGAAAUGAUGACAUUGGAAUAUCUCAAUAUCUUUUUAAAUUAUUUUUUGUGAACAUUUUGCUUUUUGUGUAUGAUGUAAACGUAAAAUUUUAGAUUAUUUCUUUUUGGAUGUACAUUAGGUUGAUCAAAAUCCAAAUAUGAAUUAUUAGAUCUAUUUGUUAGGGGAUUCAUAUAGUUUUACUAUUAUCAAUUAGCCAAUAGCGAAGCCAGAAAUUUCGUUAAGGGUGUUAUUUUGACCUGUAUGUAGUAUAAUUUUCUGAUAGAAGGUGUUCAACUGACUACCCUUAUCGGAAUUUUUGUUAACUAUCAUCAAUUAACCAGUAGCGAAGCCAGAAAUUUCGUUCAAGGGUGUUAUUCUGACAUGUAUAUACGGUAUAAUUUUCUGAUAGAAGGCGUUCAACUGACUACCCUUAUCGGAAUUUUUGUUAACUAUCAUCAAUUAGCCAGUAGCGAAGCCAGAAAUUUCGUUAAGGGUGUUAUUCUGACCUGUAUAUACGGUAUAAUUUUCUGAUAGAAGGCACUCAACUGACUACCCUUGUCGGAAUUUGGCAUGUUUGAUGUGUUCUUUUGUUGUCGUUGUUGUUGUUGUUGUUAUGUUUAAUGGCUGAAUUUGGCAUGACAAUGUCGCGAUACGACGUAGAAUGUUUACAAGAAACACUUUGUCGUCAUGAACAACUUAUAGAUAAGCUGUACAAUGAGUUAGAUGAAGAAAGUGAAGCCUCAGCUAGUGCAGCAAGUGAAGCAUUGUCGAUGAUUUUACGUCUACAAGGCGAAAAGGCUGCAGAAGAAAUGGAAGCCGAACAGUAUAAGAGGUUCGUCGAAGAGAAAAUGAGUCAUGCAGAAGAAUCGUUAUCCAUUUUACAAGAACUUAUUAAUCAAAAACAGAUGGAGAUUGCUGAAUUGGAUUAUCAUGCACGAGCUUAUCGGUAUAAGCUACUGAGUAUGGGCUAUGACGAUGAUGAUAUUGAUGUAAGUGAUAUAGAUUUCGAUGGAGAAAUGAGUUUUCGGUCUAUUGGGAGGUGUAGGUCUGAUCCGAAUAUCCCACUGAAAUAUGCUAGUGUGAAGAAGAGCGAAAAAAUCAGUCCAAAACGCGGUAUGAAUGAUGUUACAACGGUUGGUACUAUAGGUUUGUACUGUGAGCAGAUCGAAAAGUUGGAAGAAAGAGUGAAACAGAUUGCUGGUGCUAACUGCGCGAAGUUGUCUAGUUUACCGGCUUCUAAGAGAAGCUCGUGUAACAAUUUCUUGGAGCAUUAUAAAGAAAUGUACCUUGUUGAUCAGCGUCAAGUGAAUAAAUCAGAAAACGAAGGUGCUGCUAGUCGUUGUGGUUCUCCUCCGAAUGUUCUUGAUGUCUUUGAAGUCCCUCGAGCGAUUAAAGACGAAGAUUUUGUUCCAAAGGAUGCUGAAAGAAAACUUGUUGAAGAUGAAACAGCAGAGAUUCAUCGCGCCAAUAGGACAACGUUUGAGAUAGCUGAAGUACUCAAGAGACAAGGUACGAGGGAAGAACCGCGCGGCCAUGAAGAGCUAAUGUGGUUACAUGACAUUAAAGAGAAACUUAAGUUAGCACCUUUGCAGCUGCAGCAUGAGAACAAGUUACAUAGAGUUGGUGAAGCUGCUUCUCCUACGACGAGUGCUUCAGAAACAGCAGAAAUUCGUCGUGUCAAUAGGACGAGGUGUGAGAUACCGGAAGUUGAGAGACAACGUACGAGGCAAGCACCCGAUAGACGUGAAGAGCUAAUGUUGCUACAUGUGCAGCAUGAGAACAAGAUACGUAGAGUAGGUGAAGCAGCUUUUCCUACAACUAGUGCUUCAGAUAUGGCAGAGAUUCGUCGUGUCAAUAGGACGGGGUUUGAGAUACCGGAAGUUGAGAGACUACGUACGAGGAAAGAACCCGAUAGACGCGAAGAACUAAUGUUGCUACAUGACAUUAAGGAACAACUAAAUUUAGUGCCUUUGCAGCAUGAGAACAAGACUCCUACAACAAGUGCUUCAGAAACGACAGAGAUUCGUCGUGUCAAUAGGACAAUCUUUGAGAUACUGGAAAGUGAGAAACAUCGUACGAAGCAAGAAACCGAUAGACACGAUGAUCUAAUGCUGUUACAUGACAUUAAGGAACAGCUAAAUUUAGUACCUUUGCAGCAUGAGAACAAGACUCCUACAACUAGUGCUUCAGAAACGGCAGAGAUUUGUCGUGGCAAUAGGACAAUCUUUGAGAUGCCGGAAGUUGAGAAACAUCGUACGAGGCAAGAACCCGAUAGACACAAAGAGAUAAUGUUGUUACAUGACAUUAAGGAGCAACAAAAUUUAGUACCUAUGCAGCAUGAGAAAAAAUUACACAUAGGUGAAGCUGCUUCUCCUACAACUAGUGCUUCAGAAACAGCAGAUAUACGUCGUGUCAAUAGAACGAUUUCUGAGACAACUGAAGCUGAGAGACAACGUACUAGACAAGAACCUAAUAGCCACGACGAGCUAAUGUUGUUACGUGAGAUUAAGGAGCAACUAAAUUCGAUGCAAUCUGACAUCAAAAGCUGGAAAUCUAACAAGUCCUCUCCAAGAGAUCUGUAGUUUCUCUAACGGAGGUGAUGGUUUACUUUUGGCUCUGAUCCUACUUUCGAGUUGAGACAGUCGGUGUCUCGGAGCCAAGAUUUUCACAAAGGAAAUUCAAAAUAAUAUAGAAGUAAACACACGAAGAAGCCAAGUGGAUUCAAUUCAACGUAUACUCUAUAUAUACAUACAAAUAUAAUUUUUCUCUUGUAUAUACUGCAUAACUUUCCGGCUAAACGGGAUUCAGAUGAACCCCUUUGUGCCUCGCUAGCUCUGCACCAUGUUGAGUACAAGUAUUUUCGGCUUGUUCACAAGAAUGGUCGCGAAGGGAUAUCGCUAGUAUAAACUUUGAUUGUAAGUGGCUGUAAAUUUUGUAUAUUUCAUGAAUCUGCAAAGAUAUAGAGCUUCUUAAUCUGUUAUUAGGUUCCCUACAGUUUUGUAUAAUGCAAAUUUCUUACUGGCAAAUGACUCUACAGAAGUAUGUUUUUGAUACUAAUGGC
Capsicum annuum is the source of this 3253-nucleotide messenger RNA. RefSeq lists its product as uncharacterized. NCBI's taxonomy places the organism in Eukaryota, Viridiplantae, Streptophyta, Magnoliopsida, Solanales, Solanaceae. The transcript is spliced from 2 exons. The record is from RefSeq and is a predicted model, not a curated record. The coding region runs from base 813 to 2774 and encodes 653 amino acids.